Polychytrium aggregatum is the source of this 676-nucleotide messenger RNA. RefSeq lists its product as uncharacterized. The coding region runs from base 84 to 629 and encodes 181 amino acids. Lineage: Eukaryota; Fungi; Chytridiomycota; Chytridiomycetes; Polychytriales. The transcript has a single exon. The record is from RefSeq and is a predicted model, not a curated record.
GUCUUGAAUACACCCGGCCGAUCUCCUGUGGUGAUGAUCGACUGGCAUACCGAGAUCAUGUUCCUUGAGGCAUUGAUGUCUCGAUGUGUGAGUGUGGUGGAUGCAUUCGACCCUCUGCACAGCUUCAUGGUUUCUCGAUAUCAAGAUGCUCGACCUUCUCGAGUCGCUUGGCUUCCCGGCAGUGUGAGCACACCUGGGACGUGUUGAACUCGUUCACCGAGCACACACGGAUCUUGGAGACGGAUCGGUCUGGUGGUCGUCUCUGGUGGUGGAUGAAUUGCUCGAAAUACCGAGCGAACCUGAGUUUCCUGGGACUGGAAGCAUAUCCCUUCCCCUGUUUCCACGAGGCGUUCCCAAAGGCAAUCACCACCUCGGUCUCCUUUGGUGCCUGGUCAAUGACUUGCUUGCACAUCUCGUGGACAGUGCGCUGUCGCUUGCUGUGGAGAUCGAGUCGCUUGAAUCGCCGUCGCCGGGUCAGGCUGAAGUACAGCUGUUUCUCCAGCAUGUCUCCAUCGAACACAUGGCGAAUGUAUUGCAGGAAGGAAGCCAACCCAGGGAUCUUGGGACUUGGUGUGGCACUCAUCCAGCGCAUCUCGAGCUGGAAGCGAUUCCCACAAUGGCGUCCUUGAUUCAAAUCACAGAAUGGUCAUGGCCAGUGCGCGAUUAUAUUGGGUAA